Betta splendens (Siamese fighting fish) is the source of this 3391-nucleotide messenger RNA. RefSeq names its product progestin and adipoQ receptor family member VII, b (gene paqr7b). Gene Ontology annotation, molecular function: nuclear steroid receptor activity; steroid binding. Lineage: Eukaryota; Metazoa; Chordata; Actinopteri; Anabantiformes; Osphronemidae. The coding region runs from base 170 to 1228 and encodes 352 amino acids. The record is from RefSeq and is a predicted model, not a curated record. The transcript is spliced from 2 exons. Gene Ontology annotation, cellular component: plasma membrane. Gene Ontology annotation, biological process: response to steroid hormone.
AGUAUCCUCCCAGCAACUGCGCCGUGAGAGCCGCCAGGCGCUGCUCUCGACGCGGUCAUCCUUUCUCGGUUCAUCUAAAACAAUGCUGUCUGUGUUUUACGCGGCUCUAAAUCUUUCAUCGAUUGCUAAACGCAAGGCUUUGGAUUGAUCCCACAUUGUACAGGUUGCCAUGGCGACGGUGGUGAUGGAGCAGAUCGGUCGCCUGUUCAUCAACGCGCAGCAGCUGCGUCAGAUCCCCCAGCUGCUGGAGUCGGCCUUCCCCACUCUGCCGUGCACCGUGAAGCUGUCCGACGUCCCCUGGGUGUUCCGCGAGCGCCACAUCCACACCGGCUACCGGCAGACGGAGCAGAGCUGGCGCUACUACUUCCUCACCCUCUUCCAAAGGCACAACGAGACCCUCAACGUGUGGACCCACCUGCUGGCCGCCCUCAUAAUCCUGGUGAAGUGGCAGGAGAUCUCGGAGACGGUGGAUUUCCUGCGAGACCCUCACGCUCAGCCCCUCUUCAUCGUCCUCCUCGCAGCCUUCACCUACCUCUCCUUCAGUGCCCUCGCUCACCUCCUGUCUGCCAAGUCGGAGCUCUCCUACUACACCUUCUACUUCCUCGACUACGUAGGAGUGUCAGUCUACCAGUAUGGCAGCGCCCUGGCCCACUACUACUAUGCCAUAGAGAAGGAGUGGCACCGGAAAGUGCAGGGGCUCUUUCUCCCCGCUGCCGCUUUCCUGGCCUGGCUCACCUGCUUCGGCUGCUGCUAUAGCAAAUACGGCAAUCGCCGGCUGCCCAAGCUCGUCCUCAAGCUCUUCCAAGUGGUGCCCUCGGCCCUGGCUUACUGUUUAGACAUCAGCCCCGUGGUCCACCGCAUCUACAGCUGCUACCAGGAGGGCUGCUCCGACCCCAUGGUGACGUACCACUUCUACCACGUGGUCUUUUUCCUCAUCAGCGCCUAUUUCUUCUGCUGCCCGCACCCAGAGAGCUUCUUCCCCGGGAGGUGUGACUUCAUCGGGCAGGGCCACCAGAUCUUUCACGUGCUGGUGGUGGCGUGCACCCUGCUGCAGGUGGAGGCGCUACGAACAGACUUCGCGGAGCGGCGGCCGCUGUACGAGCAGCUGCACGGCGACCUGGCGCACGACGCCGUGGCGCUCUUCAUCUUCACCGCCUGCUGCAGCGCCCUCACGGCCUUCUACGUGCGCAAGCGCGUGCGCGCCUCCCUGGACGAGAAGGACGAGUAAAGGGAGCGAAAAGCAGUUGAAUUCAUUUUACUCUGUGGUGGUCGUUAAUUAAGAUAACUCCAAUGUUUUUGUCAAUGAAAGGUAUCAGUUUGUGAUAGUGACUGUACUGUAUUCCUUCAGUGAUCUGCCAAACUACAGUGACCUGAAACCGCUAUUGAGGUGGUGCUUUUGUGACUUUCUCUGAGGAAAAAGGGAUCUUGUCAUGUGUCUGUAGCAAUACAGGUAGUUCUUAAACACUGCAGCAAGUCCUUGCAUCCCUGUUCUGAGUUUUUAUUAGUCUGCGGGUUUUUUAAGCAGCUAGUGUGAAGCGAUGGUUUUUAUUACUUCAUCAUACUUUCUGUCACGAUUAGCAGUUAAUCGGAAACUGGUUGAGCCUAAGAUGCUUUUCCCCAGUAUAUUAAAAAAUCAGACUGUCUUGAUUAAAUUGUAGCAUUUUAAACCACUUAAGCAUUCAUUUCUGCAGUGCACAGUCCUUUGCACUUUGUACAGUAUGUUGCUGCCACACGCAAAUUCCAAGCUAAUUCGAAUUGGCGGUGUUUAAAUCAAGGUAAAGCUAAAGUACUUCUUCCUUUUCUGCUCUUUAUAAGGGUCAAAGUAGGAAUUAGAGUAGGAUGUCAUUUUAUUUAAUUCAUUUCGGUGCUCACACUGUGCCAUGUUUGAACCUAUUCUGGUCGAAUGACGUCGACAACCCAAUAGCAAACCAAAUAUUGCACCAAAAGGAGUCCAAAAGUUUGUUUAUGGCUGAUAAAGAAAAUGACUAACAUCGACUCGGCGAGGGUAGAAUGUUAAUUAAAAUUCCUUUUGUUUUGACAGCUUUUUCUUUUUUCUUUUUCAAAGGGCUGAACAUCAGCUUUUGCCUUCUCACAUCCCAUGAUGUCGAUGCUUUAGCGUGGUUUGUUUCUAAUCAUCGGUUAAUCAGAGUUGAAUCACGAAAACACAAAAGUGUUCUGUUUGUGUAUGAUGAAUAUGUAUGUGCCUCUACGCAUGUCUCUUGGUAUGUACUGUGGAUAUUAAGUGUGUGGCGUCUAUGAAAGCUUAGCCUUGCACUGACCCUGUAAAUAAGCUUUAUUUUCUCCAGAAGUCAUCUCUCCUCACCUGGAGGCGUUCAGAUUUGAAUGCACAUUUUCUGUUGCUAUACAGCGCAUUCCCAUUCUGCUGUAUUUUCCCUGCCCAGCAGACCUUAAUGGUUACGACUACACCAUUGCAUACGGCUGCACUAUUUUCGUUGUUGUUGUUUUCGUUUUUCUCUUUUCUGUGUUUGAUGACUUUGUAAAAAUCUCAGCCACAUAUGGCUCACGGGUAAUGUUGCUUCGAUUGUGAUCUCACGAGACGUUAGACAUGAUCUUUGCUCAUCAUUGCACUCUGUUGAUGAUGGUGUUUAAUGUGCCAAUGAAUCUGUUAUUGCUUCAGUGACGGUACUACUGAAAGAUGAACCCAGAGACAGACUGCCGGAUGUGACACGUUAAUAUGAAUCGAUGGCCUGACCUGACUAGUUACUGUUGAAUAUCAACCUUCUUUAUUGUUGGCAUUACUGACACGGUCUCAUCACGCACUGCCUGAAUCAACACUGUACAUAGUGUAGCUGACACUGGCUCUGUUUACAUGCAUGGAGGUGUGUGCCGGUAAUGUGGUUAAUCUUGUUUUGUGUUGACUCUUGAAAGUGACAUAACUUUAAGUAUUCUCAAGGCUGUACUCCACUUUCACAGAAUGACACUCCCCGUGCAAGGCCCCGUCCUUUGUUACACAACGGUUGGCAACUAACUUAAGACACGUCAUGUGGACCGAUGGUCUCGCAUGGCGUCGCUGUCUCAACCAUCAGAAGGAACAAAAUGGUAACAUUUGAUAUGGUUCCCUGUGUUAGAACUUCUUUAGUGCAGAGGGACAUGGUAUUUUGCUACACACACCAUUUAAAUCUGAAUAAGAUCACUGGAAAUUGGCCAACGCGUCAUCCAAGCAACUGCGUUGUCUGUGCGGUUGCGUGUGUGUGAGUGUGUGUGUGUGUGUGUAUAAAUGUAGCCUCUAAUGCCACUUGAGUUUUCCCUUGAUCCCUUUAUGAAAGCAGGAUGAGAGGGACCAGAAUGUCUUUUGCCUUUAAAAUAUGUGGUGGCUGACUGUACUAAUAUUCUGUGGUAUUUAAUAAAAUAAAAUGUUACAGUAACUUCA